GCGUUGACUACUCUUGCAUUUACUCUCGUGUACAACCGUUACUUUAUUCCUUCUCUUUUCUUCACCAACCUUACCUUUGACCGGCAACUCGAUUGACUCUCUGUCUCCCAAGUGAGAUAUACGAGUCGUUAGAGAAGUCUCAAACUGUGCAGCUGGCUGCAUUUUCAGAAUCAUCCAGCCGCUCCAUAGCAUCCAGACAGAAUGCGUUCCUUUGGUCCGUGGGCGCUGAGCCUUCUAGGAGCUGCUGCGGCGGUUUCUGCUGCGGAUUCUCAGUCCGAAACACCAUCCGACGUCAUUUCGUUGACCAAGGAGACCUUCAAUGACUUCCUGGUGGAGCAUGAUCUAGUUCUUGCAGAGUUUUUCGCGCCCUGGUGUGGUCACUGCAAAGCUCUAGCGCCUCAAUACGAAGAAGCGGCUACCGAAUUGAAGGCCAAAAACAUCGCCUUGGUUAAGGUUGACUGCACUGCGGAGGAAGAUGUUUGUAGGGAGCAAGAAGUGACAGGUUACCCUACCCUUAAGGUCUUCCGCGGCCCUGAUAAUGUGAAACCCUACCAAGGAGCGCGAAAAACAGAAGCGAUUGUCUCGUACAUGGUGAAACAAUCGCUUCCUGCGGUUUCUACUGUGACUGAAGAAACCCUUGAGGACUUCAAGACCAUGGAUAAGAUCGUUAUUGUCGGCUACUUUGCUGAGGAUGAUAAGGAAUCGUCUGAAGCUUACACGGCCUUUGCUGAGAGCCAGAGGGAUAACUAUCUGUUUGCUUCCACCAAUGACGCUGCGGUUGCUAGCGCUGAAAAUGUGAAGCAGCCUUCCAUUGUGCUCUACAAAGACUUUGAUGAGAAAAAAGCUAUCUAUGAUGGGUCGCUCGACUCUGAAGCCCUGCUCAGCUGGGUGAAGACCGCCAGCACUCCCCUCGUGGGUGAGGUUGGGCCUGAGACUUACUCUGGGUACAUCGCGGCCGGCAUCCCCCUGGCUUACAUAUUCGCCGAAACCCAGGAAGAGCGCGCUAAAUUCGCCGAGGAGUUCAAACCCAUUGCAGAGAAGCACAGGGGCGCUAUCAACAUAGCCACAAUUGACGCCAAGGCUUUUGGUGCCCAUGCCGGAAACCUCAACCUUGACCCCAAGACGUUCCCUGCCUUUGCCAUCCAGGAUCCCGCGAAGAACGCGAAGUACCCGUAUGACCAGACCAAGGAACUUUCGGCUAAGGAUGUCAGCAAGUUCAUUCAAGAUGUCCUAGAGGGCAAGGUUGAACCCAGCAUCAAGUCUGAACCCGUGCCUGAAACUCAAGAGGGCCCUGUCACAGUCGUCGUGGCCCACUCAUACAAGGAUCUUGUGAUCGAGAACGACAAGGAUGUCCUUCUUGAAUUCUACGCACCAUGGUGUGGACAUUGCAAGGCUCUUGCCCCCAAAUAUGAUGAAUUGGCCGAGUUGUAUGCCAAGAGCAAAGAUUUCGCAUCUAAGGUCACUAUUGCAAAGAUCGACGCGACGGCCAACGAUGUCCCUGACUCUAUUACCGGUUUUCCGACCAUCAAAUUAUUCCCUGCAGGCGCCAAAGACGCACCUGUUGAAUAUUCGGGUUCUCGUACCGUGGAGGAUCUCGCAAAUUUCGUUAAAGAGAACGGCAAAUACGGUGUCGAUGCUUUCGCCGCUCAGGCCGAGGAGGCCGAAGAAGUUGCCGAAGAUGCCACUGAGACCGCCAGCGACGCUGAGCCCUCUGCUGAAAAGCCUGAGCAUGACGAGCUUUGAAUUUCUACUUGUUGGUUAGGGUGAUUCACUCCAAGUAUCAUGAACUGUAUCCUACUGCUUGUAAUGAUUGACUAAGCUUUUGUGCAACUCUACUGCCAUCUGCGUGCCUCUGUCCUAUGUUGUAGCUAGAAUCAAGCGAAUGCCCUGAACGACCACCCAUUGCAGGCACCAAUAAUAGUAUUGGCAGCAAGGAGGUCGAUAUCUAGGUUGCCAAUUGCAUACACUCCAGUUGAA
This is a messenger RNA of Aspergillus nidulans FGSC A4, 1977 nucleotides long. RefSeq names its product protein disulfide isomerase PDI1 (gene pdiA). Bases 202 to 1743 code for a protein of 513 amino acids. NCBI's taxonomy places the organism in Eukaryota, Fungi, Ascomycota, Eurotiomycetes, Eurotiales, Aspergillaceae. The transcript has 4 exons. Gene Ontology annotation, cellular component: endoplasmic reticulum lumen. The record is from RefSeq and is a predicted model, not a curated record. Gene Ontology annotation, molecular function: protein-disulfide reductase activity; protein disulfide isomerase activity. Gene Ontology annotation, biological process: protein folding; cell redox homeostasis.